Messenger RNA from Hibiscus syriacus, 894 nucleotides. RefSeq lists its product as uncharacterized. The transcript has a single exon. Bases 1 to 894 code for a protein of 297 amino acids. The record is from RefSeq and is a predicted model, not a curated record. Lineage: Eukaryota; Viridiplantae; Streptophyta; Magnoliopsida; Malvales; Malvaceae.
AUGGAUAUCGAGACGAUCAGCAAAGCCACCCUAGAAACUUCGCCUGGCCCAACAUCCUAUCGCGAUACUCUACUCAAAGAUAAUCCCACAGAUCCUUCGAUUGAUGAAGAAAUAAUGGAUGAGGAAGAUGUCGAAGUCUUUGAAGACGAUGUCGUUCGUGGUGUCGUCGAUGGUUUAAUAUCCAUUGAUUUCUCUGACCGAGUCCAAGCCAUGGCCAAUAAGAGUUUCGAUCAGAUUGUGGUGAUGAAGCUACUUGGGAGGCGUUUUGGCUACACAACCCUUCGAAAUAAAAUUUAUGAUAUAUUGAAACCAUCUCAACCCUUUCGCCUCAUUGACAUAGAGAACGAUUACUUCAUUGUUUCGUUGCGAACACGAUUAGAUUUCUUGACAGCCCUCUCCGAUGGUCCAUGGAUAAUCUUCAGACAUUAUUUGACUGUUGAACCGUGGUCGCCUGACUUUUCCUCUUCACAGCUAUUUCCUCGUCGAAUUGUGGCAUGGAUCCGGCUCUCGGGAUUAUCAGUAACUCUUUAUAAACGUAGUCUCAUCACUGAAAUUGGCGAAUGCAUUAGGAAGGUUGUUAAAAUUGACUACCAAAUAGAAACGGGGUGUCGAGGACGCUUUGCACGAAUGGCGGUGAGUGUGGAUCUGGGAAAAUCGCUAACCUUGAAGAUAUUAAUCAAUGGUUGUGUACAAAUCGUUGAAUAUGAAUCACUGCCUACCAUCUGCUUCUCUUGUGACCGAUACAGACAUGUUAAAGACAUCUGCCCUGAAAACACAGUUAAAGACCAACAAGAAUCUGCUACUCCAAAAGAACAAGUUACUGAGGCACAAUUGCCGAAUGCCAACCAAAAAUCCAAACCCCUCGGACCAUGGAUGGUUGUUGAAAGAAGGUAA